Molecule: messenger RNA, 1403 nt
Organism: Tauraco erythrolophus (red-crested turaco)
Lineage: Eukaryota; Metazoa; Chordata; Aves; Musophagiformes; Musophagidae
Gene: SLC29A1
Product: solute carrier family 29 member 1 (Augustine blood group)
Biological process (GO): uridine transmembrane transport
Cellular component (GO): plasma membrane
Molecular function (GO): nucleoside transmembrane transporter activity
Source: RefSeq, a predicted model, not a curated record
AGACGGAGAGCAGCCACGAGACUUGCUGGGACCUGUGGUGACCCUUGCCGCACAAGAUGACAGCAAGAGACGGGCCCCAAGAUAGGUACAAGGCUGUCUGGCUGAUCUUCUUCAUCCUUGGCCUGGGAACACUGCUGCCAUGGAAUUUCUUCAUGACCGCCAGGGAGUAUUUCAUCAGCCGCCUUGCGGAUCGAGAGAAUAUGAACUGCUCCCAGAACCAGACCGGAGAGGCUGCCUUGUCCCCCUCCUACCUGCAGUCUAUGUUUGACAACUUCAUGACUCUCUGCGCCAUGGUGCCCCUCCUUGUCUUCACCUGCCUCAACUCCUUCAUCCACCAGCGGAUUCCCCAGCAGAUCCGCAUCUCGGGCAGCUUAGUGGCCAUCGGGCUGGUGUUCUUAGUCACCGCCAUCAUGGUGAAGGUUGCCAUGGAGCCUCGUCCCUUCUUCAUCUUUACCAUGAUCAGCAUCGUCUUCAUCAACUCCUUUGGUGCCAUCCUCCAGAGCAGCCUCUUUGGGCUGGCAGGGCUCCUGCCUGCCAGCUACACAGCUCCCAUCAUGAGUGGGCAGGGCUUGGCGGGCACCUUUGCUGCUUUGGCAAUGAUCUUCAGUAUUGCCAUUGGUGCCCGGCAACCUGAGAGUUUCAUCGGUUACUUCACCACGGCCUGUGUGGCGAUCGUGCUGGCAAUCUUCUCCUACGUCCUUCUGCCUCGCAUGGAUUUCUUCCGAUACUACUCCAUGAAGGACAAGACAGAGUACCGUGUGUACAAUGCAGAGCUGGAGACCAAGAGAGAUCUGAUUAAGAAAGACGAGCCCAAUGGGGUGGAGCAGAAUAACUCAAAGAUCAUCCCUGUCCUCAACCCUGACGAGAAGCCCUCAGUCAUUGCUAUUUUUAAGAAGCUCUGGGUCAUGGCUGUGUCCGUCUGCUUUGUCUUCACUGUCACCAUUGGCGUCUUUCCUUCCAUCACAGCCAAGGUGUCCACUGACCUCGGAGAGGGAAACAGAUGGAGUCUCUACUUCAUCCCUGUCUCCUGCUUCCUGCUCUUUAAUGUCUUUGACUGGACGGGACGGAGUCUCACUGCCCUCUUCACAUGGCCGGGGAAGGACAGCUGCCUCCUGCCAGUGAUGGUGGCCCUCCGUGUCAUCUUUAUCCCUCUUUUCAUGCUGUGCAAUGUGCAGCCCCGUGACUACCUGCCUGUCGUAUUCUAUCAUGACGCCUGGUACAUCAUCUUCAUGAUCUUCUUCUCUCUCUCCAACGGCUACCUGGCCAGCCUUUGCAUGUGCUUUGGGCCCAAGAAAGUGCUUGCCCACGAAGCAGAGACAGCUGGAGCCGUUAUGACCUUUUUCCUGUCACUGGGCUUGGCCCUAGGAGCUGCCAUCUCCUUCCUGUUCCGAAUGCUCAUCUAG